GGGAUGAUGCACAUGCAGACGUACUCCUCGCAGUCCUUGCAUGUAGGUUUUGAACCCCUGAGGUUCGUACCUCGCUUCGCUCCCUCUCGCGAUUCUCUGCUGUCUUGCUCUGCUUGAUUAAUCACUGAUGACUGAUGAGAUCUGAAUUCGGCUUUUGGGAGGUCAACCAACGGGCGCCGUGGGGUUAUCAGGGAUCGCUUGGCAGCAGCUACCGGUAGUCUUCUUUUCCUGGGCAGUGGCGAGCUCCUCUUUGGCUAUGGCGAGCUCCUCUUUGGCUAUGGCGGGCUUGAUCGUUGUCCUAGGCGUAGGCCUGGGUCCGGGUAUGGGGCUGCUUGUCGUCGUUGCGGGGAUGCCAUCCUCCCCUUUGUCGUCGACGCAGGACUUCACUCCAGCUUCUGGGAGGCGCUUCGUCAGCGCACUAGGCACGGCCAAUGAGCGGGAUGUCCCUGUGAGCAGUGAGGAAGGCAAACAGGGGUUGGAGACCGCCAUAGCCAUCCACAGCGAUGGCAGCAUUCGCUUCAUCGCCACCCCGCUGGCCCGCCGCUCUGGCACGGUGGUGAUUGAUCAUGAUGUCCGCCGCCAUGGCCAUGGCCAUAGCCAACGGCGCCAGCUGGGAAAGGGCUCCCAAGCCGCCGACGCAAUCGUCCCUGAGGCAACUGCUCUGAUUGGACAUGGAACGGGAGUCGGACGUGGAGAUGAAGAAAGGGGUGAAGUUUUUUCUCAAUCCCUUAAGCGGCUCUUGCACGUCCCGCGGAGUAUCACCAGCCGUUGGUCAAGUCCAGUAUCCAACAUGAUGGAGAUCGUCUCCGUGUCCACUUCCUCUUCCAGCUCCAGCUCCUUCUACACCACCUCCCACGGCUCUUCGUUGAGCGCUUUUCCUACGUCCUCCUCGUCAUCCUGUGCAUCCUCCUCCCCAUGCAUCGUCUCUCCUCAGCGGGCGCAGCCGGCAUCAUCCGACCACACCAGUGCGAGGAGGACUGCACGGCGACUCCUCCGUGUGAAUAAACUUCUUCAGCAGCGGCGGCGACUUGACGAAGGUCAAGACAGCGUUGAGACUGCAGGGUUUAUUGUCUUAGGUGUUGUAGCUUCGCUCGUAGUUGCGGUGAUACUUUUAGUAUUUUGUAUUGGAUACCAACGUGGAGGAGGAGGGGGAGCAGAUGCAGGAGGAGGAGGAGGAGGAGGAGGAGAUAAAAGGGGAGAUGAAGGUGGAGAUGGAGGUGGAGGUUGGAGUCUAGGAGGGGGAGCAGAUGCAGGAGGAGGAGGACAUAAAGGUGGAGGUGGAGGCGGAGGCGGAGGUAGAGGUGGAGGUGGAGGUGGAGGUCGAGAUUGGAGUGGAGCAGGCUUUGAGGGGGACAGCGAAUGAGGUGGGGAACUGUUGUACUGGAUACCAAUAUGGACGAGGAGGGGGACCAGGUGCACAAGGAGGCGGAGGCGGGUAGAUGAAAGGUGGAGGUGGACGUGGAGGUGGAGGUGGAGGUGGAGAUUGGAGUGGAGGCGGCUUUGCGGAAGGGGGGGGUGCGAAUGAUGUGGGGAGCUGUUGUAUUGGAUACCAAUAUUGAUGAGGAGGGGAACACGAUGUAGGACGAGGAGGAGGUGGAGGUGGAGGUGGAGGUGGAGGUGGAGGUGGAGAUCGAGAUUGGAGUCGAGGAGGCUUUGCGGCGGGCGGCGAUAUGAGGUUGGGAGGCUGACUUAUCAACGAACGAGGAUGGGUGUAGAACGCUCGUGAGGAAUCCGGCCUGCUGCAUGCAUUGACGCGCUACUUAUCUCCCAGAAAGACGAGGCGAACGCCUAGCACCAGGUUCACCUCUGCAUCUUGGAGCCGGUUUACGACAUGCCGCCGAUGCCGGGUAACCAUCGCCUUGGCCAGGGAGAUAUCACUUCCCUGCAAGUAUGGCGCCGGACUACAGCAGUAUUGAAGGCAGCUGGCCUAUGCUGCCGCCAUACCCAGGUACGAGUGGGAACGCCGAUCUCUGUGCAACAAUCACUGAGGUCUUGUAUGAUUCGCAGCUGGACUCUGAUGGAGCGUAACCCAUGAAGGAGGUGGUAGUGAGGAUUUCUGAAUUACGCGCAUCGUCUCUCUUAGCCAGCUCGGGUAGCGGAGAGGGUCGUUGCUAGGUAGGAAUAGGUAUCAGGCUGCCUCUCUCCCCCUGUAACGGAUAGAACGAUUUUAUAUAUACCUCGUUUGUUGUCCUCUUCUCCCUCUCUGCCUACGGUUUACCGGGCAGUUCUAUUUGACGAUAUAUAUAUAUAUAUAUAUAUAUAUAUAUAUGUGACGAUAUAUAUAUAUAUUCUUUUUUCCCUUUCCGGAUAGGACACAUGAAGAAAAUCGAUCCGUGCAUCUUAGAGAGAGAUAAAUGUCUGUGAAAUUA
Chara braunii is the source of this 2369-nucleotide messenger RNA. The record is from the annotation of a GenBank genome assembly. Lineage: Eukaryota; Viridiplantae; Streptophyta; Charophyceae; Charales; Characeae.